Messenger RNA from Chanos chanos (milkfish), 4417 nucleotides. RefSeq names its product serine/arginine repetitive matrix 2 (gene srrm2). The transcript has 16 exons. Bases 158 to 4255 code for a protein of 1365 amino acids. The record is from RefSeq and is a predicted model, not a curated record. Lineage: Eukaryota; Metazoa; Chordata; Actinopteri; Gonorynchiformes; Chanidae. Gene Ontology annotation, cellular component: nucleus.
CUACGUAGCUACUUCGUUUUUGUCACACGCGAAUAAAGACUAAUUCUUUUAGGUGUGACUUUUCUCCUUUUUGAAACACAGACAGAUACAGUUUGGUGGCUGGCAGUAUAAUCUCCUUUUUCGUUGACUCCCUUUACAGGGAACAAAGAGACUAGAGAUGUACAACGGAAUUGGACUGACAACGCCGCGAGGCAGCGGCACGAACGGCUACGUGCAGCGAAACCUGUCGAGUGUGCGGGUGAAGCGCACGAGGGAUGAACGAGGCGGAGAGAAGGACGAAAAAGAUCGAGAGAGGCUAGAGAGCCAGUUGAACAGGCAGCCCAAUGCUGACAUCCUGGAACACCAGAGGAAGAGACAACUGGAGGUCAAAUGCGCGGAACUACAGGACAUGAUGGAAGAGCAAGGGUAUUCAGCUGAGGAGAUAGAAGAGAAGGUGAACAGUUUUCGUCUGAUGUUACAGGAAAAACACGAGCCCCCACCUCCCUCCAAUGAAAGACCAUUAGUAACAGAGACCCACGCUCUGGCUGCGGCUAACCAGGAGAAGAAUGAGCGUCUGAGAGAGGCCUUCGGCAUCGGCUCUGACUAUGUCGACGGCUCCUCCUUCCAUCCUGAGCGCAAGGAGCGAGAGAGGGAGAAAAGGGAGCAGGAGAGAUUGGAGCGGGAGAGGCAACAACAACAGAAAUACCAGCUUCUGGAGGAUGACUCUGAUUCCUCACCUCCCCGAAAACAAAGCAGAAAGAAGAAGAGAAGGAAAAACAAAAACAGAGACAGUUCGGAGAGCCCUUCCCCCUCUCCGCAGAGGGAAAAGAAAAAGAAGAAGAAGAAGAAAAGAGAGGAGUCUGUGGAAAAGGACAGAGACAGCUCCUCAGAUGGACGUCAGACGUCAAAGCGAAAGAGAAAAAGAAAACGAAGUGAAAACGACACCCCUCCCCCCUCAAAGAGCCAAAAACGGCGUAGCGCCUCCUCCAGCUCUGCUCGCAGCCAAUCCCCUUCACCACUGAGAGAGAGGCAGCAAAACCAGCCAAUCAGGAGAGCUGAUGAAGACAGGAGGGCAAAGAGUCCCGACCGGAGGGCGAGGAGUCCCGACCGGAGGGGGCGUGAUCGUAACGACAGUCCACAGAGGAAGGGCGGCAGAGAGAGAUCUCCAAGACGCCAGAGUUCUCCUGAGCGCAGCGGGAGGGACAAAGAAAGAGAACGAGAAAAAGAACGAGCGAAAGACAAACCUCAGAGAGGAAGGCACGACUCAUCAUCCCCCUCUCCCCCACCGCAGGAACGACAGAGAGACAGAAGACAAAGGAGUGAAGAGAGGGAACGCGAGAAAGGGGCGGAGAGAGAAAAACCCCCGCAAAGGAAACGACACGAUUCUUCAUCUCCCUCUCCUUCACCUUCUCCGAAACGCCAGAAAGACAGGCGACAGAGGAGUGAAGAGAGAGAGCGAGAGAACGAGAGGAAAACCGACCAGUCUCGUAAACGACACGACUCCUCCUCGUCCCCCUCUCCAUCUCCACCGAGAGGGAGAGAAAGAAGAGGACGAAGUGGUGAGAGGGAACGAAUGAAAGAGAGAGGAGCCUCCCCACACGUGACGUCCGACAGAGGAAGAGAGAGGGACGGAGGUAGAGAAAGAGAGCGACAGAAGGACAGGGAGAGAGGGAUGUCACCGCCCGGUCGAAAAGAUAGCAAGGGGAAAGAAACCGACAGAGGGCGAGAGAGAGGGAGACACCCGUCCGGCGACUCCACCUCCCCUGUCUCACGCUCCCCCGUUCCAAACGGAAGACAGAAAGAGAGGGAACGAGAAAGGGAAAGGGAGGAACAGAGAGAGAAAGACAGAGAGAGAGAAGCGAACAGGGAGCGAGACAGACAAGACGAGAGGAGAAAAGAGCGGGAGAACGAGAGGGAGAGAGAGGGCGACAGAGGAAGAGAAAAAGAGGGACCACGAUCCGCCAGGCACCCCUCCUCCUCUCUCGGCGCCCCGUCCGAGGAACGCCAUCCGGGGAGAGAGAACGAGACCGAGAGGGGGCCGGAGAAAGAAAGACGCGGGGCGGAAAACGAGAAAAAAGACAGAAGACUGGAAGAGGAGAAGAAGCAGAACAGGGCACGAGAGAGCAGCCCACCAGAGAAAGAGAGAGAAAAAGAGCGGGUGAAAGACAAAGAGAGAGAGAAAGAGAAGAGGAAAGAGAAAAGUACGGCAGCUAGCAGCAGCAGCAGCAGUAGCAGCAGCAGCAGCAGCAGCAGCAGCAGCGAGAGUGACAGCGACAGCUCGUCCUCGUCAUCUUCGUCAUCCGGUUCCUCGUCUUCCUCCUCUUCGUCCUCCUCCUCCGACGAAGAAAAGAAGACUCCCAAAGAGAAAAGCGCGUCUAGGAAAGAGGGCCCUCGCUCUUUCGUCUCCCCAGCACCCGUCCCUCAACGAGAGCAGGAAAACGGAGGUAGAGACAGAAAGGAGCACGGGAAAGAAAGAUACACGCCCACCGAGAGGCAAACCCCGCCCCCCACGACCAAGAGGCAAGCCCCUCCUCCUACCGCACGAGAAGAGGUCAGGGAGAAGCGAGGGAAAGAGCGGUACACUCCAACCGAGAGGAAGAGUGCAGCUUCAUCCUCCUCUUCGCCUCCCAGAAUGACACAGAGGGACAGCCACUCGGAGAGAGACAGAGGGAGAGAAAGAGACAGAGGGAAAGAGAGAUACACCCCUGCGGAGGUGGACAGCUCCAGCCCACCCCCAACAUCUCCUCAGAGAGGCCGAGAACAGGCUGCGUCGGGCGGAGACCGCUACACCCCUACAGAUGCCUCAAAGGCCCGACCUAGAGACUCAGAGAGGGGUAGAGAGCGAGGAAAAGAGAGGUACACGCCUUCCGAGUCGGAGCGCGAACCGCCUCGCCCUUCGCCCAGGAGGGAGCGGGAUGCGGAGAGAGAAAGAAAGAGGAGAUCUGGAACUCCGCCGUCACCGCGGGGGAGAAGGGAGGAGGAUUCACAGGGUUUCAAACGCACGGCGUCUCGGCCGUCUCCGCGUCGGACGCCUCCGAGGCAGUACCAGGACCGACAGCGUUCGCCGAGCCCACGACGGACCGCGCGGAGAGCCUCGCCUUCCCGGUCGCCGCGGCGAAACUCCUCGCCUCCGCGGAGAGACCGUAGCCGAGACAGACAGAGAGAGAGGGACAGAGAAAGAGACAGGGAGCGGUCGCGAGAGAGGAGGAUGAGGAGUAGCAGAUCCCGAAGCCCACGAAGACGUAGCCCCCCCUACAGGUCGCGUCGAUCCCCCUCUCCGCCUCGUCGGAGGAGGAGUAGCCGUUCGCUCUCCAGAGAGCGAGAAAGAGAGAGGGAGCGAGAGAGAGAGAGGGAGCGAGACAGAGAAAGGGAAGAGAGGGAACGAGAAAAAGAGAGAGAGAGGAGAGAGAGGGCGCCCCCCAGAGAUCCCACGCCACCUCGCCGCUCCCCCUCUGCCUCCUCCACCUCCUCUUCCUCUUCCAGUUCGUCAUCAUCCUCAACUUCUGAGAAAGAGCUGGAGAAAAAGACCAAGCCCAGUUCAGAGAAAGAAGGCCGGACGUCGAGAGAGAGUGGAGAAAAGGAGAGAGAGAGGCAGGUAGAGAAGAGGACAAAGCCUCCUUUGUCUUCCUCGCCUCAUCGUCCUUCCAGCCAGUCGGAUCGUAGAUCUCGAUCUCGGGAACGUCAACCCCGCUCCAGGUCGCCUGGUGUCGGCCAAUCAGAACGGAGAGAAUCCUCACGAGGAAGGGCGAGAGACCAGUCACCAUCUGCUCCGCCAGAGAACCAUCACAACCAGCGUGUGGAGCAGCCGUCCCGGUCAGAGAACGCAGUGAAUGGGAAAGCGGAAAAGAGGGCAGGCGACGAAGAGAAGAAAGGCAGAAGGAGCAGCUCCAGCUCCUCAUCUUCAUCCUCCUCCUCUUCGUCAUCAUCUUCUUCAUCUUCAUCCUCAUCUUCAUCAGACAGCUCUGACUCAGAGACAGAGCAACAGAAGAGCGGACUGGUGAAGCUUUUGUUUCUCGUUGCUCCUUUGAUUUCCAGUGACGGUAAAGCAGCGUUGGCCCGCCGGUCUUCUUCAUCGUCCUCCGGAAGCGACAGAGAGGAUAAAAAUAAGAGCCCACCUCAGCGUAGAAGAGUACCAGCUGAUUCGUUGAGGGAUUCCCGCUCGCUCAGCUACUCUCCUCCAAUGAGGCUUCGGCGAGCCGCGCAUUCCCCGCCCACUCGCAGAAGUGGCAGCAGAAAAUCCAGAAGCAGGUCGCCAAGCAGCAGACGGAGAAGAUGAAUUGACUAUACAUUUCCCCGCCUGAUCUUUGGUCUGCUCUUGGAUUCUUGUCUCGGCACCUAACUGGACUGUACCAUUAUGUGGAUAAGAUCAUGCACAUGAAUGAUAAGGACAUUGUGAUCAGUCAAUUAAUGACACAAACGUGGAACAUGUUUAAAAAAA